AUGAGCAAUACACAGGUGAUCGCCGAGUUGGAACGAGAGCGGGACCGUCAUGUGCUCUCCAUUCAAAGCCAUGUCGUUCAUGGGUACGCAGGAAAUAAGGCCUCCGUUUUCCCGCUCCAGCUACACGGUUUCGAUGUCGACUUCAUCAACAGUGUUCAAUACUCAAAUCAUGCGGGUAACAUCGAAUACUUGACGCUUCCAACAAGAUAUCCUACUGUGAAAGGGCAAAAGCUCACCGAGAAAGAGCUGGAAGAGCUCUACGAAGGUCUCGUGCUCAACAAUGUGAAUCACUAUACACACAUUCUCACAGGGUAUUGUGGUAACGUUGAAUUUCUCAAAAAAAUAGCUGAUAUUGUAAAAGACCUGAAAAAGAAAGAUCCAACAACGAAGUACGUCUGUGAUCCAGUAAUGGGAGACAAUGGGCGCUAUUACACCCCUAAAGAGCUCAAGCCAGUUUACCUUGAUCUGAUCAUCCCACUGGCAGAUGUUCUGACACCAAACGCGUUCGAACUCGGAGAGCUCACCGAUACGCAGAUAGAAACUGAAGAAGAUUGUUUGAGAGCAGUGAAGAUUCUUCACGACAAGGGAGUGAAAACCGUUGUUGUCACUAGUGGUGUAACUGGAGCUCAAACGGACGAAUGUCUCAGGUGUUAUGCCAGCGUUGCUGGAAGUGAAAUUUAUCGUUUUACCUUUCCAAGGUUGAGAGGGCAGUUUGUUGGAACUGGAGACGUCUUUGCCUCACUUUUAGUGGUUUGGCUAGACGAAACGAAUGGAAAUGUGGCGGAAUCGGUGAAAAAGGUUCUUGGCUCUAUGCAAAAAUUAAUCCAGAGGACAAGCGACUUUGCUCAACAACAGGUCGACCAAAACUCGAGAGCAAUGUGUGAACUGCGUCUUGUCCAAUCCCGGAAAGAUCUUGUACUGCCUCCAACUUGUGAACAAGUUAAAGUAGAAAAGAUCGAGAAUACGAACUAA
Messenger RNA from Caenorhabditis briggsae, 972 nucleotides. The transcript is spliced from 6 exons. The record is from RefSeq and is a predicted model, not a curated record. The coding region runs from base 1 to 972 and encodes 323 amino acids. Lineage: Eukaryota; Metazoa; Nematoda; Chromadorea; Rhabditida; Rhabditidae. Gene Ontology annotation, biological process: pyridoxal 5'-phosphate salvage. Gene Ontology annotation, cellular component: cytosol. Gene Ontology annotation, molecular function: pyridoxal kinase activity.